UUUACCCAAAUGGUAAGGCAUUACAACGAUAGCCCUUACUUUCCCUACCCAAUGCAACUUCUAUUUUCGGCUGGCCGUAGUAGUUCCGCCGCCGAGAAAAAAGGUAGUUAUGCUGCAGACUUGAGCUUGCUUUUCAGCUUGGGUGGAAGACUGAACCGUGCUACUAAUUUUACUCUGUGAAGAUUGUCCACUUGCACUUUUAUGUAUAUUGUGCUUUGUAUGCUUAUAAUAGCAUCAAAGAUGUGCAGAUGAAAAGUUUUGAUGCGCCCAGGUUGUAUAAGGUCAUACUAGAGAUAUUUUCUGUGUUGAGCUAGAACUGCACUCUCAUCCGAUUGCAUCAGAUGGCUAUGGAAAAUAUUCAUGACAAAGAAGAUAAUAAGUUUGUCAAAGAAGAUGCUAUGUGGUCUGAUGCUGAGGAGAAGACCUUGGUUGACUUGAUGGUUGAUAUGGUGAAGGCUAACAACAGGCCCACUUCUACUUUCAACUCUGAAGGUUGGAAAUACAUCAGGGAAAAUUUCAACAGGAUCCACAACAAGAACUAUGUUCAUUCACAAUUCAAGAACAAGUACAAUGCAUUGAGGAACAGGAGAAGACAAUAUCUUAUCUUAACAAAUCAAACAGGUUUUACAAUAGAUCCUGUGACAAAGAAGCCAAUCGCAGAUGAAGCAGUAUGGUCCAAUUUUUGUAAGACUAAUGGUUUUGCAAGGAAGUUCAGAACAAGGAACUUCCAGCACUGGGAUGAGCUAGAGUACAUAUUUGGUGGGAUAGAAGCUUCAGAGAAACAUGGUGUCAGCUGUAAUCAGGUUGCCUCAGACGAUGAUGAUAGUGUUCAACACUCGCAAUCCAAUUCCCACACCCAAGAUUGCCAAACUACUCCCUCCACAGGGGAGUCCAUGGGAGUUCAGAAUGUUGUCAAUUUGUGUGAUAACCCUCCGCCGAGUAGAGAAUUCAGCAUGAGAGUUGAUAUUGAUAGCCUCCCGAUGUCUACGAGGAAGAGAAAGAAAAUUUCAACUUGUGGUGCAAUGGAUGAUGUAAUUAGAAUAUGGGUAGAGGCCAAGAAGAUAAAAUAUGAAGUGCAGAAGAUGCGCUUGGAAAAGGAAAUGAAGGCAAUUAUUCAAAGUCAACAUGAUGAGGUGCUAAAGAAGGUUAAGGAGAGUAUCACUACUUGCAUUGAAAUUUUGAACAACAUAUUUGCAGUGCAUACUCUCUCUCCGAAGUGCUGUCUGAAAGCAACAAUGUUAUUUCAGGAGGAAAAGUGGAGGAAUACAUUCCUAUCUAUGUCCCAUGAAUUGAGGGUAUGCUGGCUACAAAAUCUGUCGAAUAUGCAAGUCUCAGGUUAUUAUCAGGUGGAUAAACCCAAAAAGUUGGCAGACAAUCAGCUAACAAUACCCAAGAAGGUAAGCUAAUUCAAUGUCUUUGGAGCAAAAUAUAAGAUCUCACCGUUUUGUUGAAAGGGGACAACCGACAGGGCAAUCCUAAUGAAUGGGAAGAGCUGUAAAGAAGAAAAUGCAUCUUAUCUAUUGUAAGUAUAGAUGUUGAAAGAAGGAAAGGAAAAAUUUCUAUUGUAGAUUGUAGUUUUUCUGUGGUCUUCCACCCGGAACUUCUGUAUAUAUAUAUAUAUAUAUAUAUAUUAACUGUUCUCUUGUAUGAGGAUUUGAUGGAUGCAUUUCUCGUGCAGUCAGUUAUAUCAAGAUCUCUUAUUAUCUUA
Nelumbo nucifera (sacred lotus) is the source of this 1708-nucleotide messenger RNA. RefSeq lists its product as uncharacterized. The record is from RefSeq and is a predicted model, not a curated record. Lineage: Eukaryota; Viridiplantae; Streptophyta; Magnoliopsida; Proteales; Nelumbonaceae.